AUGGCGAUGACUGAUGGACGCGUCGGCGUGGCGCUCAUUGGAUUGGGACGCGCGGGCCAUUUCCACAUGACCUCCAUCGCUGCCAUCCCCGACCAGGCUCAGCUAAGGUGGGUCGUCGACGUGGACGAGUCUCGGGCCAAGGACAUCGCAAAACAGCAAAGCUGCAGAUGGGCGAGCUCCCUUGCUCCAGCCCUCGCGGACCCGGGCGUGCAUGUCGUGGUCAUAGCAUCGACGACGGACGCCCAUUUCCAUUUCAUCAUGCAGUCGCUGAGCGCCGACAAGUCCGUUUUGACCGAGAAGCCCAUCUCCCGUGAGCUGAAGGAGGUCGAGGAGGCCGUGCAGCUGGCAACCAGCAAGAGCUUGCCGCUGUAG
Molecule: messenger RNA, 372 nt
Organism: Prorocentrum cordatum
Lineage: Eukaryota; Dinophyceae; Prorocentrales; Prorocentraceae
Source: the annotation of a GenBank genome assembly